This is a messenger RNA of Actinia tenebrosa (Australian red waratah sea anemone), 3505 nucleotides long. RefSeq lists its product as uncharacterized. The record is from RefSeq and is a predicted model, not a curated record. NCBI's taxonomy places the organism in Eukaryota, Metazoa, Cnidaria, Anthozoa, Actiniaria, Actiniidae.
CUUUGAGAUUUGGGUAAGUUUUGAAGAGUCGGUAGUGGGGGAACCUAGAGUCGACUACGCGAGAACCCAUAUUCAGCCCUCUAGGAACGCAUCAACCCCGUCCUUGCCCAACAGGAGCUUCACAGCCAAGAAUGUAAACAACUGGGUCCAAAACGCUUCCAGCAGAUCGCUUCUACAAUCGUUCAAAUCCAGAGAAGACUAUAAUUCUGUAUCAUAGUUGAUGCUUUAUGAUUUACUCCUGGUAACAGCAAAAUUUUCAAAGCUAACUAGAGAAUUGUGAAGUCAGUCAGUCAUGGAGGAGAGUGGAGAGCCUAACGAAGUCUCUAAGGAGCAAGAAAGUUGUGGUAGAGUUAGUUUUCGUGAGGCUGACCUAGCAUAUCUCGUGAUUGAUAAAGAGAGAAUGUUCCCGUUAGCGGAAUUGCUUGCAAGUCUGUUCAACAAUACGGCCCGGACUACGUUAUUCACAAGAAUGGAAAAAAUCGAUACUCGCAGACAUUUUUGCAAUGCAGAAGAAAUUAAGUUGCUUAAAACGGUGAAUGGGAUCCAUGGAUCUUCGGCCAUUUGUACCCUAAUUCCUGAAGCAGAUGUCAAGAAAUACUGUGGCGUGUAUGUUGAUCGAACUAUAGAUCUGAAGCAGUUCGCUAAAGGCAAGAAAACAAGAAAAUUAACAGCCAAGGAUAAAGGAUCUAGGAAGAGCAAAGUUUCAGAAUCUAGCAAAUCAACGAGUGCAGUCAAUAAUGACGAAGAAAAUCAGAUGGCAAGGAACACUAGUGACGACAAAGAUAACAUUAUUAACCCGUUGAAGAAAAAAAUACGAAAUACUAGCAGUAAGCGGAGGGUAAACGGUGAAGCUAAAGUGAAAGACUCAAGGAAAGAACAAAACAAGCUUUCUAACAACGAAUCGCAAGCGUUACUUGGCAAAGUAUUGGACGGUAAAGAUUCGCAGUUGCUUAGUUUAUCCGAACAUGUGACUAAUGGCACACAAACCGUUUCUUUGUUGAGCGAACCUGUGGUUAAACCAAGAAACAAGAGGAAGGCAAAGGAUUGCAAGAACCAUAUCGAACAAAACAAAAGACCUCGAGACACAGAUGAAGUACUCAACACGCUCUAUCCGUCUUCGAAACCUUCGACAGAGAACAGUGACGGCAACGAAGGAGAAGUGGAUAGCCGUUGUUCGUCGACGGUCAGCUUAGAAAAUUCGCACAGCUCUUGUUUAAACCAGUGUUUAACUAAUGCAAAUUCAGAAAUUUUAUUUUCUGAUUCUUCGUCAAAUGACAGUGGUUUCGGUUCAACUGCAACCCUUGGCUCGACAUGUAGAGAAACAUCAAGUUCGUCAGCGGCAAGGGGCAAACCCAACGAAAAGCUAGGUUUAGCAAUGCCCAAGAAAAUAAAAUUAACUCUGCCCUCUCCAACAAAACUAGACAAAAAUAAAGCAACGAAAAGAAUAAAGCUACAAAAAGGACUUGAUUGUAAAAACAUGAGUAAACAAGUCGAUCCUAGCUUAUCACCCCCAGCGUUAGUAAUAAAGAGACAAAAUAACACUUGGCAAGUUGAAACUAAGACAGAAAUUGAAUCGAAAGCAAAGAUUCCAAGGAAAAUUCUUAAAACUGCGAAGAAAAAGCUGAAAUGGUCGUCGGCAGAAACACUGAAGUGUCGGGCGCUACAUUUAGAAAAUGGAACUUCAAAUGGACAGACCAUGUCGAAAAACGAAAGGCGUAAGAAACAACAGUUUUCCGACAAGGCGAACGGAGCGCUCAGUGAGGAGAGGAAUGCAGUCAAAAAGAAAAGGAUGGGGCAAAAGAGACCGAGGAAUGGAGCACUUUUGCAAGGUUCAACUUUAGACCCUUUUACAGCAAGCAAUGAUCCAAUGACUAAUUUUUAUUUGAAAGGCAAAAACAAAGGCUUGGCUAGGAAAUCAGGAAGAAAGAAGGACAAACAUUCUGAAAAAAUGCGGAUAUCCCAGACUUUGGAUAAAGUUAAGGUAGCGCAUUCAUCGAAUAUUGCCAUGACAACGAGCGCAGGAUCUUCUCUAACUUCAAGCAGCAAACGAAUUUCCAAUGCAAGUAAAACUUUUAAAGUAAAUAAGAAUUUCAAAUUCAUGAGUUCAUUCUCUGGAUUUCCAUUUCUUAGUAUGAGAGAUGGAGACUUGAGUCCUACUUAUAGUAUGUCUGUUCCAGAUAAUAUCAAAAAACCUUCAUCACUUCCACUUUGGAAAUGGCACUUAGGAGCACCAGUUGUUAGACAUGAUCCCAAGGGAAAAUCAAAUUUUACUUAAGUAGAAACAGUAGCCAAACAUUAGACAAAGAAGCUAUAGUUCUCAGCGGCUCAACAUGUUUGUAUGAUAUACACCACUCAACCUGCAACACAUGUCUAGAGACAACAGUGAUAAAUCCCAUACAGUCUCUUAUACAUUGCUAAGAUGCUUUCAUAAUAUAUUCAGCUCUAAUGCUCUGAAUCUUACUAGAAGAUUUUGAUUUUUCCUAUGAUUAUUAAUAUGAAAUGACAAUUGCAUGUUGUUUUGGCUUGAUCUAAUACCAACAAGCUCAAUUUAGCUAUUCAUUGAAAGACAUUUAUACUCUGUGCAGUCAUAAUUUUGCCUUUUAUAACCCAUUUACUGAUGAUCGCAUACAAACUUCAGUUAUGUUAUUUAUAUAUAUAUAUAUAACAGUUAUGAAAUUCAUUAUCACAAUAUCAUUGCUACAUUGCAAACCAUCUUUCUAGCAAGUAUCUCUAAAUUAUAUAAUUUUUCAGCUUAGAAAAUUUCACAACAUUGAACAGCAUAAUUGUUGAUCUUUUUCCUUAAAGAAAGAUAAUUCUUGUAUCCUCUGUAUAGAAAUCCUUUGAAGUAAAUAAGAUUUCUGUCUUGUCUAGAUUAUAAUGAACAAAAUUGUUUACGAUUUACAACAUCUGAAUCUGCACUAGACUGCAUAGCUUUGAAAUGGCUUUUUCAGUGGCAGGAAUGUAUUUAAUGAUUUUAAGUAAUAUUCUUGAAGUUAAUUUAAGAUAGCUUGCGUUUAACGUUUAGUUAAAUAUCAAGAAUUUGAAUCGUUUAUAUGGCUUUACAACCUUGCUCCUCGUUCUGCUUUGUUCUCCACUCGAUCUGCCUGCGUUUACAUGUAACUAGGGCAACUUUGUCACACUUUUUGGACCUUGUACUUCAUAUUAAACUAUCAAAACUUUAGACAUAAAAUUGGAAGAUCUUACGUAGACUGUGAAUUAAUAUUAAGAUCGUAAAUUGUUUGGAUAAGCAGUCUACGCGGUCACAUACGGUGUGGAAAGUUCGUCUUGAUGAGCUUGACUAUUAAAGUUCUAGUUGUUCAAAUGUGAAACACAUGAGUACUAUUAAAUGGUUUAAAUAAAUUGGAGGGCUUGAAGUGUAAAUAGACCGGCACUAAGACCAUAUCAGUUUUUUAAAACUUUUUCAAACAAUAAUUUUCAAAAUUUGUAUAUGUAAAUGAAACUGUAGAAGACACGCACUGAUAAUAUAAAACUCAUGCGAUAUUGA